Oncorhynchus masou masou (cherry salmon) is the source of this 818-nucleotide messenger RNA. RefSeq names its product guanine nucleotide-binding protein G(I)/G(S)/G(O) subunit gamma-5-like. The transcript is spliced from 3 exons. Bases 83 to 301 code for a protein of 72 amino acids. Gene Ontology annotation, biological process: G protein-coupled receptor signaling pathway. Gene Ontology annotation, molecular function: G-protein beta-subunit binding. NCBI's taxonomy places the organism in Eukaryota, Metazoa, Chordata, Actinopteri, Salmoniformes, Salmonidae. The record is from RefSeq and is a predicted model, not a curated record. Gene Ontology annotation, cellular component: heterotrimeric G-protein complex.
CGCAACGGCCUCAUCAGAAAAUCUCGUUCUUUCAAGUGUUAGUCGGACACUUUCACUUGGCCGUUGGACAGACCUCGCAGACAUGUCGAAUAACAGCGCAAACAGCAGCAACUUGGUUAUCGCUCAGAAGGUGGUAAAACAACUUCGCCUAGAGGCGAGUGUUCGCAGGAUCAAGGUGUCCCAGGCAGCAGCGGACCUGAAGACCUUCUGCCUGCAGAACGCCCAUAAAGACCCUCUCCUCAUGGGGGUGCCCUCCAGCGACAACCCCUUCAGACCCCCCAAGUCCUGCGCCCUCUUCUGAGGCAAUGGUGAUGAUGGAGGCUUGUAAAACACGUCUGAACAUUCCCUAAGGAUGCCUUUCAAUUCCAAGCCCCUUGGCGUCUCCUACACCCUUCCCCACUACGUCCAGUCAUUGAAGACCUCAAGGCCAGAACACAAUCACAAGCAUUAAUCCUAUGCUGAGUGAGUUUUGUCAUGUGUUCUGUUCUGUUCUACAGCUCAAUAAGGAUAACAUUUGCAGUCCUUUCUGUGUUGAGAUCAUUAGAAUGAAAGCACUCCUCAAAGUAUAAAUAUGGCAGUCUCAACCCCAACUCUCCCUGUAGUCUCUACCUUUUGUUACUUUUAUUUUACUCAAAGUGAAAUUUAACCGUAUUAGGUUUUACACAUUGUUGUUGGUGAGUCUUUUUAAGUGGUUGAUCCAGUGCCAUUACAUGAGUAUAGCCUACCGUAUCAUUGUUGUGAAGCUAUGUUCAACACACUACAGGAUAUUACAUGAGUAUAGCCUACCGUAUCAUUGUUGUGAAGCUAUGUUCAACACA